Molecule: messenger RNA, 1731 nt
Organism: Alternaria burnsii
Lineage: Eukaryota; Fungi; Ascomycota; Dothideomycetes; Pleosporales; Pleosporaceae
Product: mitochondrial carrier protein
Exons: 10
Coding region: 1-1731 (576 amino acids)
Cellular component (GO): mitochondrion
Molecular function (GO): GTPase activity; GTP binding; guanine nucleotide transmembrane transporter activity
Source: RefSeq, a predicted model, not a curated record
AUGACGCCAUCACCUUCCGAAGCCGUAGCAAAGGUUGCGCAAGCCGCUGCCGGCACCAACUCGUCCGCAAAGGUGUACAAGAGGGAGUCCAACACAGCUAGGGUAUUGGGUGCAGGAUGUGCGGGCAUCGCAGAGCUUAUGGUCUUCCACCCUGUCGACACCACAGCGAAGAGGUUGAUGAGCAACAUUGGAAAGAUUGAAAACGCAGCGCAUCUUAACAAGGUCGUCUUCAAGGACGCGGCCAACGCCUCGGUCGGUGGUCGUUUCCUUUCUCUCUUCCCCGGUCUCGGCUACGCUGCCGCAUACAAGGUGCUCCAGCGAGUAUACAAGUUUGGCGGACAGCCCUUUGUACGGGACUACCUCGCGCACAACCAUGGCGACAGCUUCGACCGCGCAUUCGGCAAGGGCAACGGCAAGGCCAUCAUGCACGCAACUGCAGGUUCCAUUAUCGGUAUUGGUGAGAUCGUUCUCCUGCCGUUGGACGUACUCAAGAUUAAGCGACAAACAAACCCCGAGGCUUUCCGAGGCCGUGGUCUGGUCAAGAUUGUCUCAGACGAAGGAUUCGGACUGUACCGUGGUUGGGGAUGGACCGCAGCACGUAACGCGCCAGGCUCGUUUGCGCUCUUCGGUGGUUCCGCCGUCGCCAAGGAGUACCUCUACAAGCUCUCCGACUACAACUCGGCAUCAUGGUCGCAAAACUUUGUUGCCUCCAUCGCCGGAGCUAGCGCGUCGCUCGUCGUCUCUGCUCCUCUCGAUGUCAUCAAGACCCGUAUUCAGAACAGGAACUUUGAGAACCCCGAGAGCGGAUUCAGGAUUGUGUCCAACAUGAUGAAGCACGAGGGCUUCACUUCCUUCUUCAAGGGACUGACACCUAAGCUGCUCAUGACCGGACCCAAGCUCGUGUUUUCCUUCUGGUUGGCCCAAACGCUGAUCCCUGCCUUUGGCAAGAUAAUGUUGGGCUACGUCAAAGGCAACGACUCUCUACCUUCUUCUCAACCCCGCAACACCGCCAUCAUGAACCCUGAGUGGACCAUGCUAACUUGGAUACCUGCAGAGUACUUUUUCAUCCCGGCUGCAGUCCUGUUGCUGCCGUCCCCGCCAUGGAUGGCUCCCGCUGACGGCUCGCCUUACAACAGAUACGACUACCUCUUCAAGCUUCUCCUCAUCGGUGACUCUGGUGUCGGAAAGUCCUGCCUGCUGCUCCGUUUCGCAGACGACACAUACACCGAGAGCUACAUCUCGACCAUCGGCGUCGACUUUAAAAUCCGAACGAUCGAGCUCGAUGGCAAGACCGUGAAGCUACAGAUUUGGGAUACUGCCGGCCAAGAGCGUUUCCGAACCAUCACAUCCUCGUACUACCGCGGCGCCCACGGCAUCUGCGUCGUCUACGAUGUCACAGACAUGGACUCAUUCAACAAUGUGAAGCAGUGGCUGCAGGAGAUUGACCGAUACGCAACCGAAGGCGUCAACAAGCUGUUAGUGGGCAACAAGUCCGAUAUGGCAGACAAGAAGGUUGUCGAGUACACUGUAGCAAAGGAAUUCGCAGACAGUCUCGGCAUCCCAUUCCUCGAGACCUCCGCAAAGAGCGCUACCAAUGUCGAGCAAGCUUUCCUAACCAUGGCCCGCCAGAUCAAGGAGCGCAUGGGUACCACAACUGCCAACACUAAGCCCACAGUCCCCAUUGGCCAGGGCCAAGGUGUGCAAAACGGAUCUGGCGGAGGUUGCUGCUAG